AUGUCUUUCGAUCUGGCGUCAGCUUUAGGUGGGGGGGAAGAGGAUGUGAAGAAGGGGGAAGCUCAGAAGGAUGAGAUUAAGUUGCCCUGGAAGAAGGACAAGGGAGACUGCAAGGACAAGUCCGACUCAACACACAAGUCUGACAAAGAUCACAAGUCUGAUAAAAAGCACACAUCCGACAAAGACGACAAGUCCCACAAAUCGCAUAAAUCUGAUAAAAAGCACAAGUCUGACAAAAAGCACAAGGACAAGCACGACAAAGACCACAAGAAGAAGGACAAGAAGAAGAAGGAAAGGAAGGAGGGACAUUCAUCAGGCUCCUCGUCGUCUUCAUCCUCCAGCAGUGAUGAUGAGGAUGGCAAGGACAAGUCUGGAAGUAAGCAAAAGUCAAAGGACAAGGAGUGCAAAGAUGGCAAGAAGAAGGAUAAGAAACACAAGGAGAAGAAGGAUGGGAAGAAAUCAGGCGACGACUCUUCUUCAUCUUCUAGCAGUGACGAGGUUGACCUGCGUAGAAAAAGUACAACAGGUCGUCGCUGCAAUGAGCAUCAGCUGUGA
This is a messenger RNA of Eleginops maclovinus (Patagonian blennie), 555 nucleotides long. RefSeq lists its product as uncharacterized. The coding region runs from base 1 to 555 and encodes 184 amino acids. The record is from RefSeq and is a predicted model, not a curated record. The transcript has 5 exons. Lineage: Eukaryota; Metazoa; Chordata; Actinopteri; Perciformes; Eleginopidae.